Molecule: messenger RNA, 1107 nt
Organism: Gadus chalcogrammus (walleye pollock)
Lineage: Eukaryota; Metazoa; Chordata; Actinopteri; Gadiformes; Gadidae
Gene: nkx2.4b
Product: NK2 homeobox 4b
Exons: 2
Coding region: 1-1107 (368 amino acids)
Biological process (GO): cell differentiation; regulation of transcription by RNA polymerase II
Cellular component (GO): nucleus
Molecular function (GO): RNA polymerase II cis-regulatory region sequence-specific DNA binding; DNA-binding transcription factor activity, RNA polymerase II-specific
Source: RefSeq, a predicted model, not a curated record
AUGUCCCUGAGCCCGAGGUACUCCACUCCCUUCUCGGUGACUGACAUCCUGAGUCCGCUCGAGGAGAGCUACAGGAAGUUCGGUGGCGGGAUGGACAACGGCGGGAACCUGUGCCCCCCGCUGGGCGCGUACGGCCGCCAGACUCCGGGCUCGUGCCACCAGCAGCAACAGCAGCAGCAGCAGCACACGUACCACGUGGCCCACCACGGAGUGCCCCAGUUCUCCAGCGCCAUGGGGGGCUACUGUAACGGCGCCAUGGGGGGCAUGGCGGGGGGCGAACUGCCGUCCUACCAAGACACGGUGAGGAGCGCCGGCCCCGCCAGCGCGUGGUACAGCAGCCCCGAGCCCCGGUACCCCACAAUCUCCCGGUUCAUGGGCGCGAGCGGCGGGAUGAGCUGCAUGAGCGGCAUGGGCGGCAUGGGCCCGCUGGGCAGCAUGAUGGAUGCGGGCUCCAAGGCGUCCAUGGUGGCGCUGCACGCGACGCCCCGGCGGAAGCGGCGCGUGCUUUUCUCCCAGGCGCAGGUGUACGAGCUCGAGCGGCGCUUCAAGCAGCAGAAGUACCUGUCGGCGCCGGAGCGCGAGCACCUGGCCGCCCUGAUCCACCUGACGCCCACCCAGGUGAAGAUCUGGUUCCAGAACCACCGCUACAAGAUGAAGCGGCAGGCCAAGGACAAAGUGGCGCAGGCGCAUCUGCAGCAGCACGAGGCUGGCGGGGUCGGCGGGGUCCUCGCGCCAACCCAGCAGCAGCAGGAGCAGUCCUCCUCCACGUCAUCUCCGAAGCGCGCGGUCGCCCCCAAGGAAAAUAUAAACAAGGAGCGCCUGAGCGAGGCCGGGUCGUCGGAGUCCGCGAGCCUCCACGGACACCUUAACCAGGACCUGGGGGAGGGUCUGGCGGGCCGGGGGGCGGCCCUCCUCCUCCACCACCACCUCCACCUGCACCACCAGACCCCGCAGGUGGGCCACCUGUCGCCCGACGACAUGGAGGAGCUGUCCCCCAGCCCCCCGCUGGGCCUGCACGGCGGGCUGGGCCCGAGCGACGCGGCGCUCAUGGACUACGGAAGCCCACCGGGGCUGGGAUCCGGUCUGCUGUACGGAAGGACCUGGUGA